CAAAACACACCUUCGCAUGUCGGACUGACCACGUUCCAGUAGUAGAGGUCAGCCCAUUAAGAUAGCACAAGACGAUGGCGUUGGCAACAUUGCCCAGGGUGCUUGGCAUGCUCGUCGCCGCCUUGCUGGUGUCCACGGCGAGCGAAGCGAGUGCCUCCGAUUGCCUCAACAUGGACAAGCUUCCGAGCGUGGCCCUCGGCUCGUCGGGGGCGUAUACACUGCAGAGUCGAGUGGAACGGGGUGGGUCGUUGCUGUGUCUAAAGGCGACGUUCACGGGCACCACCUCGUGGCUUGGGGUCGGCAUCGCUCGUUCAAAUUUGAUGGUGUCGACGAUCGGUGGUCCCGCCAACGUGCUGGUGUUUGAUGCCGCGAAAAUGACUGCCAACACGUACGUCGUGAACGGCAAAGGCGUGGCCAAAGUGAACAUGCAAAGCUACCAGUCGUCGUAUACUGUCAUCGACAUGACGUCGCGGGACUCGCUCACGUCGGUUACAGUGUCGCGGGCCAUGUCUGUGAAUGAGUCCCACGUGUAUGAUGUGGCCAUCGCCGUCGAUGCCCCGACGAACGUCAUUUGGGCCUACGGGGCCAAGUGGCCAGGGAAACAUGUCGACAAAGGCGCGAUGCUCUUAGCCUUUUCAGACACGAAAGACACGCGGAAUGUCGGGUCCACGUCCAGCUACGUGGUCAUUCUCGGCACCAUCGUCGCCUCGAUGGCUACGGCCUCGCUCGCGCUUCGCUUUUCCUUCAGUAAAGCACACCAUCUGUUCGAAACAACAACGUAAUAAUUGCCGAUUAGAACGGCUGGACCACAAGCUCGUGCCGCCACCAAGGGAAGCUAGCUCCGGCUGUUUUGCCAUUCAACGCACGCUGAGCGACUUGUCCGUGGGAGAAGGCAUCCUCGUCCUGCUGUACCUCACUGGUCUGGUGCUGGUGCUGGCCCUGCUGCCGUUUUACGAGGCCAACGUCGUAGCGUUCGACCGCCAAGUGUCGUUAGCCAGUGGCCACCUGGGUCUGUUUCAUCUGUCACUCCUGAUAGUCCCCGUGUCCCAUGUCGGGUGGUGGCUCAAUCUGGCCCAGUCGCGCCUCCUCAAGUUCCACAAAGCCCUCAGCGUCGUCUUCCUUUUGUGUGGGGGGCUGCAUCUGGCCUUCAGUAUCAAGGCAUAUGGCGCCGGCAUUGUCUGGUACCGCGAUCCGUUUGGCAGCCAACGAGUCGUCCCCCUCUUUGGCUUUGUGGCCCUCGGAUGCUUUCUCUGCGUGGGUGUCGUGGCCAUCCCCAUCAUCCGACUCAAUUUGUACGAACUGUUCCUGGCCAUCCAUCGAGUGCUGUUUGUGGCUGGCAUUGUCUUGGUGUAUCUCCACAGCCGCACGAUUCAAAUCGCUCUCAUUUGCCCGCUUGUGAUCUACGGCAUUGGUGGCAUCUUCGUGCGCCUUCCGCCCUUCUUCAAAACGUACACCGUCACAACGGCGAUCACCACCUCCCACACGACCAUGCUCACGCUGCCAUUGACCAAACACACUCAGCGAUGGGUGACGCAGUACCGCUUGUGUUCCCACGCCUAUGUCAACGUACCAGCCAUCUCGGCCACGGCAUGGCAUCCGUUCACGGUCAUGAUCACACCUGCCCGCGACGGCAUUGCAUUUUGCAUCAAAUCAGUGAAACCCCACAGCUUCACCCACAAACUGCACGUGUUGUCGCACCUGCAUGACCACUUGAAUGUGAAAUUGGCCGGACCGUACGGCCAGCCCACCGUGGACUUGACCAAGUACCAGCAAGUGGUGCUCGUGGGCGGUGGCAUCGGAGUCACCCCCCUCCUUGGGGCGAUCAACUUCCUCGACAGCCAUGCCCACGUGAAAAUGCACUUGUGCUGGGUGGUGCGACACCCGGACGAGCUACUGAGUUGCCAGACCAUGAUGUUCCCAUUACCCCACUUUGUCACGGCCGAAUUUUACGUUAGUUUAGCGAUUUCCGAAGGCCAGAUCGAAACCGACCGUGGCGACGUCGUGAGGUAUUCCCCCGGACGCCCCACCGCCGACGCUAUCCUGCAGAGGUUCCAGAACAUCCCGCGCACAGUCGUCCUCGCGUGUGGCCCCGAAGGCAUGAUCGUGGACGCCCAGCGCGAAGCAUAUGACCGCGGAUUUGACUUUCAAAAAGUCGUGUUUGCGUUUUAACAAGUCAAAAUGAAUGUAGUAAGUAGUUUUCUGGACAAGACAAGAUUGCUCCAGUAU
This is a messenger RNA of Aphanomyces astaci, 2226 nucleotides long. RefSeq lists its product as hypothetical. Lineage: Eukaryota; Oomycota; Saprolegniomycetes; Saprolegniales; Verrucalvaceae. The record is from RefSeq and is a predicted model, not a curated record. Gene Ontology annotation, molecular function: oxidoreductase activity. Bases 658 to 2169 code for a protein of 503 amino acids. Gene Ontology annotation, cellular component: plasma membrane. The transcript has 5 exons.